This is a messenger RNA of Anopheles coustani, 519 nucleotides long. RefSeq lists its product as uncharacterized. Bases 1 to 519 code for a protein of 172 amino acids. The transcript is spliced from 4 exons. The record is from RefSeq and is a predicted model, not a curated record. Lineage: Eukaryota; Metazoa; Arthropoda; Insecta; Diptera; Culicidae.
AUGCAGACAGGCGCCGAAUUUGUGCUUUCACCCGUUGGGGUGACAAAGAUUGUAUCACUACUUUGUAUGAUCGUUGGAGGAAUGAUUUUCAUCACAGCCGGGGAUUGUGUAGAGUCAAGGUUUUGGACUGUAAGCUAUAUUACGAUCACAACCGGGAGUGCAGUUCUAACGAUGUUCUCGUACACCACGUUUGCGCUCAAUCUUGUUAAAACGGAACCGGGCCUCAAAACGCAGCAUAUCACGGUGUUGGCCAUCUCCUACGCGGUGUUCUUUUUUCUCCUGAUCUCAUCCAUCAUAACGAUGACACAAUGUACACACUCAGUGCAAGUCAUUCAAAAGAUACCGGAGCCCCUUACAAUGCUUGCCGCAGUGCUGCUAGCAAUCAGUGGAACGGUUUUAUUUCUACGUUGGAGAGCUACGGUGCAGACGGAAGAUUUACAGCAGCACAGUCAGGAAUUGGAGCCUACUGAAACCCACGCUAGCAAUCCAACACCAGGACGAAAGUCAGUGAUGGUUUAA